This is a messenger RNA of Salmo salar (Atlantic salmon), 2609 nucleotides long. RefSeq names its product transcription factor CP2-like 1 (gene tfcp2l1). Gene Ontology annotation, cellular component: nucleus. Lineage: Eukaryota; Metazoa; Chordata; Actinopteri; Salmoniformes; Salmonidae. The record is from RefSeq and is a predicted model, not a curated record. Gene Ontology annotation, biological process: regulation of transcription by RNA polymerase II. Gene Ontology annotation, molecular function: RNA polymerase II cis-regulatory region sequence-specific DNA binding; DNA-binding transcription activator activity, RNA polymerase II-specific.
CUUUGAGAGCGCUAUCAGACCUACCUGUGGAAGCAACACACCAGGGUGCCAUACCCAACUCCCAUUCUCUGUUUCUGGGGAUACUUUAGACGCUGCACUGGAAAACAUGUUGUUUUGGCACAAUCAGCCAGAGCCCUACCACCAGCAUUCAACUGCAAGUUAUAUUCGAGAUGCUUUGGCGCCUUUCCUGAAACACGAGGAGGAACGGCACGCAACAGAAAAUGGCGCCAAAUGUUCUCCUUUCCAAUAUGUUCUCUGUGCAGCCACCUCGCCCGCUGUAAAACAGCAAGAAGAAACUCUGACUUAUCUAAACCAAGGUCAGUCCUACGAAAUCCGUAUGCUUAACAGAAAACUAGUGGAGUAUACAGAUUUAAGCAGCAAAUAUGUUAAGAGCAUUGUGCGUGUGGUGUUUCAUGACCGGCGCCUGCAGUACACAGAACAUCAGCAGCUGGAGGGUUGGAGAUGGAACAGGCCUGGGGACAGGAUCCUGGAUGUAGAUACCCCCCUCUCUGUGGGUGUCGUCGAGCCUCGUGCUCACCCACUGCAGCUCAACACUAUAGAGUUCCUCUGGGAUCCCGUCAAGAACGCAUCCGUCUUCAUCCAGGUCAACUGCAUUAGCACUGAGUUCACCCCUAGGAAGCAUGGUGGGGAGAAGGGAGUUCCCUUCCGUAUCCAGAUAGACACCUUCACUCAGAACGAACAUGGAGAGUACCUGGAACAUAUGCACUCCUCCAGCUGUCAGGUCAAGGUCUUCAAGCCAAAAGGAGCUGAUCGUAAACUGAAGACUGAUAGGGAAAAGAUUGAUAAAAAGUCCCAUCAAGACAGGGAGAAAUAUCAAUCCUCUCAUGAAACCACCAUGCUUACCGAGUGUUCCCCCUGGCCUGAUGCCCCAAAUCUCGGUAGCACUAACAACACUCCUUCCCCAGUUUACCACAGCUCCCCCACCUCAUGUAGCUUUACUGAUGGCAACAGCUCUCCAAUCCAGCAGGGGGAGCUGAUUCUGUCCGGCUGCUCUUCUGAUCACCUUGUGCCAUCGUCCUCACCGCAGGACACGCAGCUGUGGCUUCAGCUUCACAGGUUCUCGCCUUUCUGUAGGCUCUUCUCCAGCUUCUCAGACCAGUUUGUAAGUGACUGUGGAUCUUCUGUGAAUGUUGUAGGCGCUGACCUGUUGAAGAUGAGCAGAGAGGACCUGAUCCAAAUCUGUGGUCCGUCAGAUGGCAUCCGGCUGUUCAACACCAUCAAAGGAAGGUGUAUACAGCCCCGCCUCACCAUCUAUGUGUGUCAACAACAACCCAGGAAUCAACCACAGACAAAGCCCGGGGGGGGAGAGGUGUACCAUGCUCUAUACCUGGAGGACCUGACACUGGGGGACCUCUCAGAGAAGAUAGCUCUCCUUUACAGUGUAACUCCCCAGCAGAUCAGCCACAUCUACAGACAAGGACCCACAGGGAUACACAUACUGGUCUCUGAUGAGAUGGUGCAGAACUUCACAGAGGAAACAAGCUUUGUUGUCAACACUCUGAAAGAUGAAAAUAAUGACGGCUACCAUGUUGUGUUGAAGUGACUGGAGGACAGGUCUGGAGUGGAGUGGAUGGUUUAGAUCCCUGUUCAAGUGUCUGGAACCUAUAGGGCUUGUUGAGGACUAUUGAAACGUUGUAACAUUAAAUAGUGCAAUUGUAUAUAUUGUUCAUAGCUUAUCCUAUAUAUCAUGUUCCUGUCCAGGCAUUGCAAUAACUCUGAAAAUGUCCUUGAGACAGCUUUUUAGUUUACUUUUUUAAAUUUAUUUGUAUUUUUUUAUUAAGUUAUUGGUUAAUUUUAUUGAGAUGUGUAAUUCGUUUAUAAAGCAUGGUUCAUUACUCCUGCAAAAUGGACAUGUUUAAAAAAAAUAAGUAAAUAUCAUAAAAAUCUAUUUAAAAUCACUCUUUAAGUCGUUGAAAUGUAUCAUAAAGUGUUGUUCAAAGAAAUCCAAAAUAUACUACAUUAUUGGCAUUCCUUUGUUACGAUUUAUAGUUGAUUUGUUUGAUGUUACAUAUUAGAAGGCAAACAUUAUUUUCUGCGGUAUCAGUACAUAUUGUUUUAUAAAGAGUGAGGACCAACUGUUUUCUAGGGGUCACAUUCAAGUAUUCAUUCUGAAACUUACUUUGAUUUCAUCUUCAAAUGAUAUCUUUCCUAUCCACAUGGUUUAUGUUUAUUCAAUAGUGGCUUGUUUAGCAACACUACAGUGUUUCAAAAGUGAUGUAAAGUAUUAACUCUGUUUGCUUCGGGCCACAAUUGUUUUACCUAUUUUAAACAUUUGAAUUAAAAGAAUCUAGACAAAUAUUUCAACCCCCAAUACAGACGUACAGAUAAGGCAAAUGAACAAAUCAUACAGCUGUAAUAGCUAAGGAUUCUAUCCUGCUUCUGUUAUUUAUCUCCCAUUUAAUGUAACAUUUUAUGUACAGCAUAUCAGUUGUUCCACAUACCUGUCCUGAAAUUUAAAUAGCUUGAUAUUGUCCAAUAUGUUAAGUGAAGUAUUACUGCCAAUGCUUGAAUUUUAAUGAAAAAACUUGACUGCCAUGACUGUGAUGAUGUGAUUUCACUCAACAUAAAGAAUUUUGCACUGCUCUGUA